Molecule: messenger RNA, 3167 nt
Organism: Rhagoletis zephyria (snowberry fruit fly)
Lineage: Eukaryota; Metazoa; Arthropoda; Insecta; Diptera; Tephritidae
Product: zinc finger CCCH domain-containing protein 13-like
Source: RefSeq, a predicted model, not a curated record
UACACCAUUUUGUUCGGUAAUUUUGUUGCUGAUAAAUUUAAAAUUGGUUGGUACAACCGGGCAUUAGUUUUUCAAUUUAAUUUUAGUUUACUCCUCACUAAUUUAUUUCUAAUAUCUUUGCAAUAUUUUCAAUUUGAUUCCACUGCCACACAGGGCUCUUCGAAACAUUUUAUACCACACAGUGCCAUAACCAGCUCCGUGCAAACAGAUGACAUCGUUGCAUGCGUUUUGUUGCUAUAUAAUCCGGCAACAAAAUGUCCAUUGCACGUACACGCCUACCGUUGCGAUUCCGAGUCCACAGCUGAAGCGUUGCAUCAACAGCUGCAAAUAUUAAUCAAUCGCCCAGAAAAUCAAAAACGCUUUGAGGAAUUGGAAACACGUUUGGGUAUCCUGCCGCCAUUGCCCACGUCCGGCGGCGGCAACAAAUCUACGUCCCAUAUGGCCAGCAAUGGCCACAACAACGAACAUAACAGUAUGCCGAAGCAACACUAUUUGUCACAACAGUCUCAAUCACAACACCAACAAAAGCAGCAACAGCAUCAUCGUCGCCACGAAUCGUCGCCCAAACGCUUCAGCUCAUCGUUGGGCAGCGACACCGGCAACAGCACACGCGAAUCCGAGUGUAGCGAGGAACAUAGCGGCGGUUCGCCUGUUUCACGUUCGCCACCCGUCACAGCGACCACAAAACCGCUGCCACUGCCACAGCCCACCAAUGAGUUGUUCGAUUCGUUGGCUGCGGAGCUGCGUGCCAAGUUGAAUGGCAAUGGUCCGCCUUUGUUACUGCCACCGCGCGACUAUGACACCGUACAUCGGUCCAAGGGCAACUUAACGGCAAUCGAGCUGCGUCGCUGCCGAAAUGCGUUGAUCGUUGGUGGCGCCCCACCCAAUGAGACGGCAGUGCCUGCCAGUGGCAAGCAGGUAUCGUCGCGCGGUUCAUCGGGCAUUGGUUCGGAUUUGGCACCGAGCCCGGAGCGUCAGGAUCUGAAUAGCUCAAGCGACGAUGAACAAUGGUCUAACGAAGCGGACAACUCGGUAAUCGCGCUAAAGCCGUCACAAAUCGCAAUGGAGCGUUCGCCGCCCAUUAUACCGCAUCAUCCACAGUUGAACCGCAAGAGCGCCGUUCAGCCACCCGAAGACAGUUACUUACGUGAUUUGCCGGCUAAACCCUACACACCUCGCCAGAGCGCAGUGAGCAACGCACGAGAACGCGAGAAAACCCCAGCGUCCACACAUGAGCGCGACACACGCUCCAAAACUCCUUCGACGACGAGUUGGUCACGCGAAGACGAAAUUAAACCGAUUAUUAUGCGUCCAGCCGAUUACGAUGCAAAAUUCAAUCGCAUAAUGCAAGCCGAGACAAAGCACGACUAUCAUCGCCGCGCUGAUGGUGGUGGUGGUGGUGGAGGCGGCAGCGGCAGCGGCCUUAGGGAACGCGACCGCGAGCGCGAACACGCAAAGCUGCGCGACACCGACAAAUACAACGAAAUCAAUCGCUUACUAAAUAAGAAGCUUUCACUGGAACGUGAAUCUCCGGAGAAACGCUUUGCUAAACACACGCUGGAUGAGCCUGAUCGCUUUGAAGACUCAGACCCACCUAGUGAACACAUAGCGGUGCACCCGACGUCUAGCUAUCGCAAAGAGAAUCUUACGGAUAAGCAGAAAUUCAUUGAAUACACAGCAAAGAAACAGUCAAAAUCGUAUGCGGCCGAGGAGGCGCAACGCUAUGGUGGGCGUCAUCGCUAUGUUGAUCCAGCCGAUCUGCCGUUUGAACAGUCCACAGGCCAUAACAAGUACGCUGCCGUACAUCGUAGCACACAUUCACCGGAACGCACCAGUCAUGACCACACCGCACGCAUGGGUGAGCGAGAGCGGGAACCAGAGCGCCUGCGCGAAAGGGAACGCGUUCGUGAGCGGGAGCAAGAGCGCGACCACGCGCACGAUCGUAAGCAAUACUCACGCAGCAAUGAGCGUAAUCCAUAUCGCGAACCUGAAAGUCUACCCUACAUACAGAGCAUGGAGAAGAUGAUGAAGUCAUCGGCAAUGCGUUACAAGGCAUUCGAUGGUGCACUGGAGCCUACCGCGGUUGCGCCACCUAAAGAAGAGCUUCACCCUAAGCUCAGCGCACAGCGUAGCAAAUCGUAUACAAAGCGCGGCGAGGAUGAUGGCCAUCCAACAGAGUAUGCGCACUCGACUAGCAGAUCUGAUGUCACAUCCAAGGAUCGCUUCAAAGAUGCCAAGGACAAAUUUCGCGCUAUGGAACGCACCGGCAGUCGGUAUAACCUAAACGAUGAGAAGGACGUCACCGACUAUCGACCACGACGCCGCGGCUUGGUCGAACCUUCUGACAGCGGACGCCCAUAUGCCGAUUGGAGUGAUGAAGAGCUCCUCGACAAUUCGCCACCACCAGUCGCUAGCCGUUCGCGCUCUCGCUCACGCGGGCAAUUGUGGGAAGAAAAUGGUAUGCCGGCGCGUGAAAUGUUACCGCCACGUGAACAUCAUGUGCGCGAACGUGGCCGCGAACGGCAGUAUCAAGAAUACGCGCCAGAUGUGCGUCCAAUGCGUGAAAUGCCGGCUAAACGCACCGAUCCACAUCGAGCGAUGCGUGAGCGCUCUACCGACUUGACAGAUGCGCGCGACCCCUACCGGGAAGCUUAUCGGUAUGAAAAGCGCGUCAUGCGUGAUCACUCACGCGAUACGCCGCCAACACGCGACGAACGCGAACGCCAUCGAGAGCCGGUGCGUCACGAAUAUUCACCAGAUGUGCGCACAGGACCGCCUGAGCAUCGAGCCAAUCGCCGACAAGCUGAUAAGCACGCGGACUACUACCCUACGCCCACGCCGCCACCACCCACCACCGGUGCUCCAAUACCCAAUCCGAAGGGUAUCUCCAAUUUGACCAAAGGCUAUCGUCACAGCUAUGCGGAGCCGGUAUUUGCGCGUGCCGGUGGACGCGUUGGUCUGGCGGCCGUUAACCCGUACUAAGUAAAGAGCGGAUAUGGGAAUUGAUUUGAAAGCAGGAGCAGUGUUUUUGCUGUAAUAUUACUAAUAAAAACUAAUAUUAAGCUAAGAUUUGAUCAAUGCAGAGAAAAACAAAUUUAGUUUAAAUGCAAAGAGGUGAAUACGUACGUAUGUGUUCUGAAAAUCUAAUAUUCUAUUUACAUUUACAU